Molecule: messenger RNA, 1382 nt
Organism: Photinus pyralis (common eastern firefly)
Lineage: Eukaryota; Metazoa; Arthropoda; Insecta; Coleoptera; Lampyridae
Product: calbindin-32-like
Exons: 9
Coding region: 100-816 (238 amino acids)
Biological process (GO): regulation of presynaptic cytosolic calcium ion concentration; regulation of long-term synaptic potentiation
Cellular component (GO): synapse; nucleus; terminal bouton
Molecular function (GO): calcium ion binding
Source: RefSeq, a predicted model, not a curated record
GACGCUUUCUGAGCUUUAGUGCGUCGUUUUUACGCUAACCUACGCGCUGUAUUUUCGUUGACCGAGAAAUCCGGGUCAUCCCAUAAUAUCUACCUCAUCAUGUCCAUGGAUUCGGAUCAUCAAAACAAAAGACUAAAUUUAGAAAAGGCAACGAACUUUAUGAAACAGUAUCGCGAUCCUGAGUCUAAGGAGUUGAAGAAGUUGUCAGCCAAUCAAUUCAUGGAGGUGUGGAGUCACUAUGAUAGGGAUGGAAAUGGAUACAUUGAGGGAUCGGAAUUGGAUGGAUUUUUGAGAGAGUUUGUUUCUAGUGCAAAUAUGACUGAUAUCGCACCCGAGGCCGUAUCUGAUGAAAUGCUAACUGAACUGAAAGCUUGCUUUAUGGAAGCGUACGAUGACAAUCAAGAUGGAAAGAUAGAUAUAAGGGAGCUUGCCCAGUUGUUACCGAUGGAAGAGAACUUCUUACUCCUUUUCCGAUUUGAUAAUCCAUUGGAAUCGAGCGUUGAGUUCAUGAAAAUUUGGAGAGAAUACGAUACUGAUGGGAGUGGGUACAUAGAGGCUGAUGAGUUGAAGAACUUUUUGCGAGAUUUACUUAAAGAAGCCAAGAAGAUUAACGACGUUUCCGAAGAUAAACUAAUUGAGUACACAGAUACUAUGCUUCAAGUAUUUGACUCGAAUAAAGAUGGCAGACUUCAGCUUUCAGAAAUGGCCAAAUUACUUCCUGUUAGAGAGAACUUCUUAUGCAGGCAGGUCUUCAAGGUGAGUGAGGUACAGAUCAAUUUCUUUUUAAACUGUGUCAAACACAAAAGUGUGAUGUAAACACAAACGUGAUGGAUUGUCCAUGUUGUUUGUUUAGACACAGUUCGUCAAAAUUGUUAUUUACAGCAUCAAAUAUAAAAGUAACAUGAUAAUUAUCUAAAAACACAUUUGCGUGCAUGUUUAGGUACAUUAGGAACUGCUAAAUGUGAAUGCCCGUAGAGAAUCCAGAAACUAUUAUCUAGAACUUGUUCACUACUUACUUCUCCAUAUUAUAAUUAUUUAAUGUUAUAAAAAGCGACAAACAAUGCUUCCCAAACACUUUUCGAUGUUAGAGAAAUAGUUAGCUACUAAGUCAAACCAUUGAAUAAAAACACUUUUAUUCAAUGGUCAAACUUAAUUAGUCAGGUUAACGUUAGGCUAGUGACGAUAAAACAACUUUGUAACAAAUAUUCAACUAAAUUUUCGACGCCAGUCAACUCAAAUUACGUAUAUGAAAUAAUUUUGUUCUAUACAUAUUAAUUCGGGAGUAUCCUGGGGAGUAUUAAAAUGGUUGGAUUGAUAGGUAUGAAAUAAGUAAUUAAAGUUUUUUCUUGAGGUUAUCGGUUUAGCUACAUUUAUUAUAGCAU